This is a messenger RNA of Coprinopsis cinerea okayama7#130, 2991 nucleotides long. RefSeq lists its product as hypothetical. The coding region runs from base 1 to 2991 and encodes 996 amino acids. The transcript has 4 exons. The record is from RefSeq and is a predicted model, not a curated record. Lineage: Eukaryota; Fungi; Basidiomycota; Agaricomycetes; Agaricales; Psathyrellaceae.
AUGCAACCCAACCCCAAGCGUACCAAAGUCGGCAUGGGGCUCUUCUCGACCCGCAAGACUCACGAAUCUGACGACGAAGACCCAGACCAAUUAAUCGCAGAGCUGUUGCAAAAGGGGAAACCGAAAACGCGACCAGCUCCUUUCUUUGAUGACGACCCGCGAUUCCAUGGGGAGCGCACGCCUUCCAACCCUCCAGAGGCAAUGCAGGACGACACGCCGAGGCCCCAAUUUGUUCGCUCUGAGGGCAAGACGCCGUACCUUCAGCCUUUGGAGGACGAUGAAGAGACUAAAGGUGGAUUUAUUGCCGAGUUCCUUUCAAAAUCGAAAGAGAAGGGAAAGGCCAAAGAGCAGCCAGAACAACCGAUAGCCGACGUUAGCCUGCUUGUUAAGCCUUUCCGAACGGCCUCCACCUCCACCCCAACUCAGGCAUCACGGUCUCCGCAGCCGUCGAAAACUACUCGUCCUGACGAGGCAUCAUCACGGCCUUCCAAUCGAGCAAGAACACCCGCUCCUGAAGCAGGACCUUCAAGCGGAGUCGCGUCUUCGACGAACACCACCUCUUCCAGUCCCCAGCCGGCUCCAAAUUCGGAUCGGCAGAUCAAAGCACUUCCAACCAGGAAGCUUCAGCAGCCUCCUCCCGCUGCCCCCCUCGUUGCUUCUACCCAGCCAACGACCAGCAACCCUGUCCCUACGGCCACCCCGGCUCAAGCUGCAGCGAGAUCAGAAUCACCAGAGGGGGAACAUGGAACCUAUGAAGAAACCGAGGACCCCGUUCCUUUUGGUAUAUAUACUUUGGUGCAGCAAUUUCGAGCGCGCUUCCCCGACCCAUCUUAUUUGUGGGGCCCAAACUCGAUCAUAUUCAAAGUGCGGUCCAUCUCUAGCGCCAUCGCCGAUUGGAAAGGGUCUAGGGAUCCCGACCUUUCGUUCCUGCAGGUUCAGGAAUAUCUUAAGCAGGCUUCGCCUCAGGAGGUCAAACGUGCGAGGGAGUGCGUUUAUCGGGCGCGGACUCAAUCGCAUUGGCUGGACGAGCCUCGCCUCUCUACCGUUAAAGACCAACUCGACGAGGAAGAAGAGUCGGGCACAGAGGACUUCCUCUUACCUAUUCUUGAAGCCAAAGAGGACGAGGGUAGUAGCUCCCAGACAUCCAGCGAUGGAUCAGAGGAGGAGGAGGACGACGACAUGGAGCAAGUCGCCAGCAUUUACGAAUCUCCUGCAACAAUGGCUGGCGACGGGGAUACUCGCGUACCUCGUGUUCCUUCUCCAUCGAACAUCCCCUCUCCUCUCUUCACCCAAGCUACACUGAUCGACAGUUCCGCUCUCCCAAUUGGGCUUGCAAUUCCUCCUAUCGACACCUCAACCCACAGCCUACCUCUAUUGCUCCAGUCUGAGUCAGAUCCGUCUUCGCAAGGGAGCCCUCCAUCGACUGAGUCGACACCUCUCGUAGAGACGCCACCCCUGCAUCCCGAGCUGGAUCAAGCGCAGAUUGCAGAUGCAGAUAAUUCAACGGGAGAUGUAUCGGAUUACGAGUCCCAGCAGCUUCAGGUGCCACCCCCUUCUAUGCAGCCGCCGGAUAGUAUGUCGAACGAGGACAAGGACAAGUCUGGAUCCCACGCGGCAGAGGGGGACGGUCUUUUGCUCCGUAAAUCGAGCUUGGAGCCUGCGCAGAGUGAAUCCCUUCCCGAAUUUGUGGGGGAGGGGAGUCUGCCCAGUUCAAAGGAGAGUAAUAGCGGCAGCGUGACCCCGAAGGCGAUGGUGAUAACUGGCGAUGCUGAGAACGGUGCCUCCUCCGCUUUUUUGGAAGGAUCGCCGAGAGGCACCGCCAGUGGCGCUUCUCCCGACCCUGGAUUGCAGCCUCGGCAAAUGGAUGAGUCGCCAGAUGAGAUAUUAGGUUCUGAGAACGCUUCUUUCCACGAGGGAUAUACGCUUGCCCAGACUGAAGACGACACUCAGAUGGUCCAGUCUCCGACUGACUCCAUCCCGAUGUCCACGUCUGUGUCCAUGGACGACGACGGCUCGGACAUCUUGCCCCAGACGAUACCUCGACCCACAUUCGAUUUCCCUCCAUCUCAGAUUCGUCAGCCUGCUUGGGAUCUUGGAAAUAAUGACGAAGAUGAACUUAUGGAUACCCUUUCGACGUCAAGACAUCGCUUCCGGUAUCCCGGUGACUCGGACGAUGAGGAUUCCGAGGGAGACUUUGUAAUGUCGGCUGGACAACCUAGCGCGGUCGCUACAACAGUUGAGGACGAAUACGACACCUUUCUGAAUGAUGGUGCCAAUGAAGAUUCUGAAUCCCUUCCAGCCAGCCCCAUGGAUAGUGUUCAUGAAACCGGAACGGAAGCCUCAGACCCCCUCUGCGAGACAGAAGAAGCCUCAGCCGAACAUGAUAAUUCCGCAGCCACAAUUCCAAGUUUCCCGCCAGGAAUCUCGGAUACCACCACCAUGAACGAAGCUAAACCCCUUGGACACUGGCUGUCUGGACAUGUCGAUGCUGCGAAUGCAGGGGUGGACGUGGAGGACGAUGAGCAAGCGCCUAAAAAUGAUUCAGGAACGGGCGAAGUUAGCCCAAAUGAUGAUGGUGAAGAGGAAGGGGAAGUAGUGGAACAGGUGGAACAGGUGGAACAGGUGGAACAGGUGGAGAAUACGAGAGAGGAAGAGAAGAGGGAAGUGGAGAGUGGAAAGGAAGAUGAGAAGGAAGAGCAGAAACAAGAAGAGAGGCUGGAUCAAGGUGCGGAGAAGGCGGAGGAUAGCGCGCCCCAGCCGGAGUCCGAAGAUGGGCCUCCUUUACCCAUUGCAGUCAAUCUCUCCUCGCGACACUCCUCACCGCGGCGACGUCUCGCAGGUCAAUUCCUUCCUGUCUCAAAGCAAUUCCUUGGUCAUGUACCAGAAUCGCGGGGCAAGAUUCAAGCUCAAGCACCAAUUCCCGAUCGCGACGGCCACUCGAGAAGCCCCAACCUCAAUGUCUCCCCGCAGACACACCAACCCCGCAAUUGA